GAGUGUUCGCUAUUUUUUAAACCACUUUUUAUUGCUGAAGCUCAGAGCUGUAGCAAACACACCGUGAUACCUUCCCAGUUUGCAUGUGAAAUACUGGUGUUUGAAGACAAAUUCAUCUGAGUAAUCACGCGACAAUAUGGUGCUUCCUAUAUUCGGCCAGGCACUGUUCUUUGCCAUCGCAACCGCGAUGGGCAUAUGGAUGACCACUUACGUCAAGUUUCAGAUAUUACUGCAUGGCCACUCUAUCCUCAUACCCCAAAACCGGACUGUGCCGGACGAAUUUUAUAACGAGAAGUACGGAAAUCACUCCAACGUGACGAUUGGGAACAUUUCAUUCCACUAUGUGACAAAGGGCUGCGAUGAAGAUGAAACACGCACAAUGUUGCUUAUGUUGCAUGGUUUUCUUGAUUUCUGGUUCAUCUGGAACAGGCUGAUACCGGAACUAGGCAAAACAUUCUGUGUGAUUGCGCCGGACUUACGUGGCUACGGUAACACGACCAGACCAGAUGACACUGCCGAAUAUUUGAUGCGUCAUCUAAUUGGAGACGUCAAAGGACUGGUGGAACAUUUCAACCGUGGCAAAAAAAGGGAUGUUGUGCUCGUAGGUCACGACUGGGGUGGCAUGAUCAGCUUCUGCUUCGCCACAAUGCACGAGGAGUUGGUGAAAAGGAUGAUCAUCAUUAACGGCAUGCAUCCUAGGGCUUUCAUGAAGCAGCUGUUUCGCAGUCCGAGACAAAUGAGGAUGUCCUGGUACCAGCUUCCCUUUCGACGUCCCGUAGUGCCCGAGCAAUAUCUAAUCAUGAAAGACUUGGCAUUCUUGGACAAAGUGCACAAGGGUUUCACACAAAAAGAGAAGUAUGCCCACAAAUACGUCUACUCGCAGCCAGGAGCGCUGACUGGUACCAUCAACUACUACCGGGCCUUCAACAACGACAGCAGCCAGCUGAGCAAAUUACCAUAUCGCAAAAUCAACGUCUCUACACUCAUCCUAUGGGGAGAACAAGAUGAGUUUAUCAUGACGCGCGUCGCAUUGUACGACCAAGAGUGGCUAAAGAACUCAGUGGCAAUUUACUACGAAGGAGCGGGCCACUUUCCCCAGCGGGAAUGCCCCGCGCACGUGACCGACCGCAUCCGCGACUUCGCGAUCAACGGCAAGGUGUCGAUAGCCGAGGAGAGUCGUCCGUGGUGGAAAUGGGGGCGGGGGUGGGGGCGCAGAAAUGACCCUUGUCGGGAGUCCAGGAGACCACGUGGUACACGGGGACAGCCCACCAUCGGAACAUGGGAGGAAUUGGAGGUCCUCCCGGACACCCAACUUCGCUGCGUGAACCGGAGUGCCAGUGCCAUGGCCCUACGGGGCCUGGACCCAUGCGCGUGA
Dermacentor silvarum is the source of this 1375-nucleotide messenger RNA. Its product is annotated as epoxide hydrolase 2. Lineage: Eukaryota; Metazoa; Arthropoda; Arachnida; Ixodida; Ixodidae. The record is from RefSeq and is a predicted model, not a curated record. The transcript is spliced from 8 exons. The coding region runs from base 137 to 1375 and encodes 412 amino acids. Gene Ontology annotation, molecular function: hydrolase activity.